CUAAUAAUAACAACAAAAGACCUAUAAUGACCUCGAUAAGUACGCCUACUACAAUGUUGACCAAUAAUUUAGUAGAAGACCCAUGGUCAGAAAUACCUAUAAUAAGUAAAAAAGACCUGAUAUCAAAACAAUCACCGAGUCAUCAAGAUAACUUUGUACCUGGAAUGAGUUCUAUUGAAGUGCCUAUCAUUACUACCGAGCCUUCUAUAAGCUCACCUUUAAUUGUAAAAACUCAAGAUAUUGAACCCCAAAAACGUAGAGCGUUUGCAGAUUUGAUUGCAAGUUGGAAUACAGGACAAAGAAAUAAAAAUAUAGAAGAUUCUAAUCAUAGUCAUCAGUUUUUUGAACAUAUUGCAGAAGAAAGUCGAGAUAUAGGAUUUGCAGGUAUUGAAGGAAAUAAAGAUAAUACCUCUCAUAGUCAGAAUCAAGUUAUACCACCUAUUAUGGAUUGGACUGAAGAAGAGAAUCCAUGGAAUUGAAUGUUAUAAUAAUAAUAAUAAUAAUAAAAAAGGAAAAAGAAAAGUAUGUAUGAAGGAUAAUUCAUUCUUUUCUUG
This is a messenger RNA of Cokeromyces recurvatus, 554 nucleotides long. RefSeq lists its product as uncharacterized. The coding region runs from base 27 to 479 and encodes 150 amino acids. The record is from RefSeq and is a predicted model, not a curated record. NCBI's taxonomy places the organism in Eukaryota, Fungi, Mucoromycota, Mucoromycetes, Mucorales, Mucoraceae. The transcript has 2 exons.